AUGGCCACUGACGAGGCAAAAAGCAAUGCGUUUGCCAUCCUACCGAUCCGCAUGCCCGCCGUGCCCUCCUUUCCUCACGCGACGAUGCAUGAGAUACGGAUACGGCGGAACGAGCCGAAAAUCCCGACACCCAACGACUCGAGGAGUCUUUACUUGAAAAACAUACCGACCGAUAGCACCGAGUCACAUUUUAGAGCCGUCUUUGCCCACCUGGUCGGUGCCGGCCGCUUCGAGACCAUACUCUUUCACGACGAGGCUCAGGCCGGACUCGUCGUCGACCCCGCCCACGCGACCAAGAUGGAUGGCAUGGCGCGGAAACGAAAAAUGAUGCAUCUCGAGGCGCAGGAGCGAGCGCGCGAAGACGAGGCCGCACGGCUACCCACGCUGUGGACGCGGACGCUGCACAAGAGCGGCGGCACUGCCGUGGUGUUGCUGGCGGACGAGAAGAGCGUGCAGCUCGUCAUGAAGGCUGUGGCGAAGCUUCCGAAGACGAAGAAAUUCCCGACGUGGGGUGAGAACGUGGCCGACGAGGUCCCCCCGCUGGGCGCGCCAUGGCUCUCGGCCCACCUGCAGCUCUGCCGUGUCGACAAGGCGGCGACGCAAAAUGCCGUCCACGCCUUCUUCGACGCCUUCAACCGGCGCGAGAAGGAGGCCGUCGAGAUGGCCAAGAGAUUGCGCAACGAGCCGGACGAAGAUGGCUUCGUCACCGUCACGCGCGGCGGUCGGGCGGCCCCCGCGAGCCGAAGCGAGGCCGAGGAAGCGCGGGAGAAGAUGGUGGGCAAGGAGGCCAAGAAGAAGCUCGAAACCAAGGACUUUUAUCGAUUCCAGCACAGGGAAAGGCGGAAGCAGGAGCAGGUCGCCCUCCUGCAGCGCUUCGACGAGGACAGGCGAAAGGUCGACGCCUUGCGGGAAAAGAGAAACAAGUUCAGGCCCGAGACGUGA
Molecule: messenger RNA, 942 nt
Organism: Drechmeria coniospora
Lineage: Eukaryota; Fungi; Ascomycota; Sordariomycetes; Hypocreales; Ophiocordycipitaceae
Exons: 1
Coding region: 1-942 (313 amino acids)
Biological process (GO): rRNA processing; ribosomal small subunit assembly
Cellular component (GO): UTP-C complex; CURI complex
Source: RefSeq, a predicted model, not a curated record